AUGUGGCACGUGUUUAUAAUUCUGGCAUUGUUAAUGAUAGCAGAACUUCGCAUAUUCUCCCCAUUAUACUCUAGAAAAUUUGUUCAUUUGGGGGCAGGAUUGAUUAUUGCGGAUUUGGGUUACCCUAUAAAUCCACAGGUCUAUAUCUUUAUACAAAUAAUUGCUAUAACUUCAAUCUUCCUGACCUUAUCAUACCCUUUCACAUUUGGCAAGAAGUAUGACGUUGGUAUCAUUACUUACAAUGCCUUUGUUUUAUUCUGGGUUACUGCUAGAUUUCCAAUCAAAUUCAUUUUGCCAGUGUUUAUUUGUGAUCCAUUAGGCGCUAUUGUAGGCUUAAAUAUCCCGAGCCCCAAAUGGAAUGGCAAGAAAACAGUGACAGGGUCUAUUGCCGUAUUGGUAUCUGGCUAUUUUUGUUUAUAUUACGUAAAAUCGCUUGCCUGGAGAAUGAUAUUAUCUGUUCUUAUUUGUUUAUGUGAGUCAUACGGGGGGAAAUACGAUAAUUUUUGCAUCAGCUUGUUUAUGCUUAUUGUUUAUAUAACUUCCAAAUCACUAAAGAUUCCAUUGGAUCACUAUAUACUCAGCAAACCACUUUUCACAUAA
This is a messenger RNA of Babesia microti strain RI, 600 nucleotides long. Its product is annotated as conserved Plasmodium membrane protein, unknown function. The record is from RefSeq and is a predicted model, not a curated record. The transcript is spliced from 3 exons. NCBI's taxonomy places the organism in Eukaryota, Apicomplexa, Aconoidasida, Piroplasmida, Babesiidae. Bases 1 to 600 code for a protein of 199 amino acids.